Exophiala bonariae is the source of this 1089-nucleotide messenger RNA. RefSeq lists its product as uncharacterized. NCBI's taxonomy places the organism in Eukaryota, Fungi, Ascomycota, Eurotiomycetes, Chaetothyriales, Herpotrichiellaceae. The transcript has 2 exons. The record is from RefSeq and is a predicted model, not a curated record. The coding region runs from base 1 to 1089 and encodes 362 amino acids.
AUGAAGCUCGAUUUCAAUCCUGUUGAGCAAAUCCUGAAUCUUGCCAACCUUUUGGUGAAAAUAGAUGCUCCUGCCUGGUACAUCAAUCCCGACUUCUCGUUUUUGUUCAGAGACGAAGAACGGAACAACCUCAACAGCAUCUCCAACACCUGCAACCUAGAGCUCGACAAAUCCCUAGGUGCGGUUCUCCAGAGCAGCAGUCCCCCAUCAAUCGAGUACUUCGAAGGCUUGUCUCCACCCUAUCGGACAUCUGAAACUGAAGGUGGCUUGAUCAGCAGAACGAAACAUUACAAGCCCAAUGAUCCCAAGAUGCCUCGCCAUGUCAAAUUGAAGAUGGACCAGGGUUACGAUAUCGCCUCGGUCGGUUUGCUCUGCUCUUCACCAAUCCCCCCUCCCGGCCUCCAAGCUCGAGCUAUAGGCCUCUUCCUGCUGCUUGAAGCUGUCUUCUGCACAAUCUUCCAUGGUAAAUUCGAGAUGAUUACCGAUCAAUAUUACGAGCACAUCCUACUCUGGCAGAGAGAUGAUGUAUCAUGGCUUCCAUUAUGCUCACACCUUUCUCUCAAACAACAUGUUCGUGGUGACUUGUCUUUGACCCCCGAAGAGCUUGAGAUCCAGGCUGCGAUUCGAGAAGCUCGGGACAAGCAGAGGAGGAAUGAGAACAACCGGAACUGGCGCGAAAGGGAGAAGACCAAAGAUCCUAUUGCAUACAAAGCGAGAAUGUAUGAGGGGCAUGCCGCCCGGUAUGAGAAGAUCGAAGAUGAGAAACGAGCUUACGACCGAACGAGACGGGCCGAGGCCAAAGAUGAGAGAAGAUUUUUAUGCGAAGACUGCGACAUCCCGCUUUCUUCUCAAUACAAGUUGACCAAGCAUCUCGACAGCCAGUCACACCGUGAUACUGUUGCCGGUAUCGAAAAGCCUGCUCCCCACCGCACAACCAGCUGGCAGAAAGAAAGAAGAGAGAGCAAUUGCCCUCGGUAUCUGGGUCUGCAAGCUCUGCCGCUCGAACAAACCUUUCACCAGCAAAGCGACAUAUCAAGCCCACCUCAAACUGCCUCCCAUAAGAAGAAGGAGGCCCAGAAUCUCGCCUAG